Babesia microti strain RI is the source of this 687-nucleotide messenger RNA. RefSeq names its product DnaJ homolog subfamily C member 9. The transcript is spliced from 7 exons. Lineage: Eukaryota; Apicomplexa; Aconoidasida; Piroplasmida; Babesiidae. Bases 1 to 687 code for a protein of 228 amino acids. Gene Ontology annotation, cellular component: nucleus; cytoplasm. Gene Ontology annotation, molecular function: heat shock protein binding. The record is from RefSeq and is a predicted model, not a curated record.
AUGGUAUGCCUGUACGAAUUACUCGGCGUUGAUCGCACAUCUUCUCAAAAGGAAAUAGCAAAAGCUUAUCGUUUGUUGGCAAUUAAGCACCACCCUGAUAAGAUAACAAAUUGUAACGAAGAUGAGAAGGCUAAACAUAAGGAACAUUUUAUACAAUUGACUAAAGCAUAUGAUGUACUUAAGGACAGUGAAAGGAGAUGCCAUUAUGACAAAUAUGGUUGGACAGGAGAAGGAGGUGAUCUGUUGGAGGCUGCGUUUGAAUUUUAUUGCAAGAAACCGCCAGUGUCUAAAUCAGAUAUCCAAAGCUACAAAAUGAAAUAUGUAAAUGGGAAAGAAGAGGAGGAAGAUAUCAUAAACUUUUACAACAAGUAUAAUGGAGAUUUAACUAAAAUAUUGGAGCAUAUACCUUUUUCAGAACCCGAUGAUUUAUCUAGAUUCGUAGACAUUUCUAAAAAGUUAAUAAAAAAUAAAGUAUUAGAGGAAACAAAUGAAUUUAAAAGGAGUACUUCCAAAGACUCCUUGAAUGGCAUCGCUAGAAAGUAUUCCAGAAGUAAAAAAAAGAAAGUGAGUGACAAGUCUUUUGAUGAUCUAGUGGCACAAAUUAAAAGCAGAAGACUCAACUCUGCCAGAGAAAGUAGUUUCAAUAGUCUAAUUAGCAGAAUAGAGGAUGCGUAUAAACACAAGUAA